Messenger RNA from Vanderwaltozyma polyspora DSM 70294, 2448 nucleotides. It is a transcript of the gene RSP5, whose product is annotated as NEDD4 family E3 ubiquitin-protein ligase. Gene Ontology annotation, biological process: ubiquitin-dependent protein catabolic process. Gene Ontology annotation, molecular function: protein binding; ubiquitin protein ligase activity. The transcript has a single exon. The record is from RefSeq and is a predicted model, not a curated record. The coding region runs from base 1 to 2448 and encodes 815 amino acids. Lineage: Eukaryota; Fungi; Ascomycota; Saccharomycetes; Saccharomycetales; Saccharomycetaceae.
AUGGUAGCUUCAAUUUCUGUCAAAUUGGUCGCUGCCGAGUCUCUUUACAAAAGAGACGUCUUCAGAUCGCCAGAUCCUUUCGCAGUCUUGACUAUAGACGGUUACCAAACUAAAUCAACCAGUGCUGCAAAAAAAACUUUGAACCCUUACUGGAAUGAGAUUUUUAAAUUUAACGAUAUUAACGAAAAUUCUAUCCUGACCAUCCAGGUCUUUGAUCAAAAAAAAUUCAAAAAAAAGGAUCAAGGCUUCCUGGGUGUUAUCAACAUCAGACUAGGUGAUGUCUUGGGCCACCUCGAUGACGACUCCUCAAGUAGCAAUAGUUCCAGAGAAGAAACUAUCACUAGAGAUUUGAAGAAAUCAAACGACAACAUGGCCGUCAGUGGGAGAUUGAUCAUAGUAUUAUCAAAAAAUAAUAUAUCUUCUGCUUCCGCUUCCGCUGCAGCUUCUGCUUCUGCAAAUACUAAUGCAAGUUCAAAUGCUCAAAAUUCAUCCUCAACUUCAAAUAACAAUAAUAUCAACGCUCCUACUUCAAAACAUACCCCUCCUGCUAUAGUCACCCCAAAUAGCGCCUCCUCAACCCCUGUAAUCAACAGGUCCGCCUCUCAAACUCCAAGAUCAUCGAAUAAUAACAAUCCACAGGAUUCUUCAAACUCAACUCCAAACAAUUCAUCUUCAGAAACCCGUCAACUGUCCUCUUUUGAAGAUCAAUUCGGUAGAUUACCCCCAGGUUGGGAAAGAAGAACUGAUAAUUUUGGUCGUACUUAUUAUGUAGAUCAUAAUACAAGAACUACCACUUGGAAAAGACCAACUCUAGACCAUGCUGAAAUCGCCUCUGCAAAUACAGAACUAGAGAGAAAACAACAUAGGGGAAGAACCCUCCCUGAUGGUCCUUCUUCAAAUGGCAAUUCAAAUCCUGAUAUUACAGUAAAUUCAAAUUCUCAAACUCCUGCUAUCAAUGGAACUGCAGCUGCAGCUUUCGCCGCUACUGGGGCUACCACUUCAGGCUUAGGUGAAUUACCAUCAGGUUGGGAACAACGUUUUACACCGGAAGGUAGAGCUUAUUUCGUGGAUCACAAUACAAGAACUACUACUUGGGUAGAUCCAAGAAGGCAACAAUAUAUCAGAACUUAUGGUCCUACAAACACCACCAUUCAACAACAACCUGUUUCUCAAUUAGGCCCUCUACCUUCAGGAUGGGAAAUGAGAUUAACUAACACAGCAAGAGUUUACUUCGUCGACCAUAAUACAAAGACUACCACCUGGGAUGAUCCAAGAUUACCUUCUUCAUUAGACCAAAAUGUUCCACAAUAUAAGCGUGACUUCAGACGUAAAGUAAUCUACUUCAGAUCUCAACCUGCUCUAAGAAUCUUACCUGGCCAAUGUCAUAUUAAGGUUCGCAGAAAGAAUAUAUUCGAAGAUUCUUACCAAGAAAUUAUGAGACAAACACCAGAAGAUUUAAAGAAGAGAUUAAUGAUAAAAUUCGAUGGUGAAGAAGGUUUAGAUUAUGGUGGUGUCUCAAGAGAAUUCUUUUUCUUACUGUCACAUGAAAUGUUCAAUCCAUUCUAUUGUCUUUUCGAAUAUUCUGCACAUGAUAAUUACACUAUUCAAAUCAAUCCAAAUUCUGGUAUCAACCCAGAACAUCUAAACUAUUUCAAGUUUAUUGGUAGAGUAGUAGGUUUAGGUAUCUUCCAUAGAAGGUUCUUGGAUGCUUUCUUUGUUGGUGCUUUAUACAAGAUGAUCUUACGGAAAAAAGUUAUUUUACAAGAUAUGGAAGGUGUCGAUGCUGAAGUUAACAACUCUUUGAAAUGGAUGUUGGAAAAUAGUAUAGAAGGUAUCCUAGAUUUAACGUUCAGUGCAGAUGAUGAAAGAUUUGGUGAAUUAGUUACCGUAGAUUUAAAACCUGAUGGAAGAAACAUCGAAGUUACAGACGAAAAUAAGAAGGAAUACGUCGAAUUAUAUACACAAUGGCGUAUUGUUGAUAGAGUACAGGAACAAUUUAAAGCAUUUAUGGACGGUUUCAAUGAAUUGAUCCCUGAAGACUUAAUCACUGUCUUCGAUGAACGUGAAUUGGAAUUGUUAAUUGGUGGUAUUGCUGAAAUUGAUAUUGAAGAUUGGAAGAAACAUACUGAUUAUCGUGGUUACCAAGAAUCUGAUGAAGUUGUACAAUGGUUCUGGAAGUGUGUUGGAGAAUGGGAUAAUGAACAAAGGGCUCGUUUAUUACAAUUCACCACUGGUACUUCUCGUAUUCCUGUUAAUGGUUUCAAAGAUUUACAAGGUUCUGAUGGUCCAAGAAGGUUUACCAUCGAGAAAGCCGGUGAAUCUAUGCAAUUACCAAAGUCGCAUACAUGUUUCAACAGAGUGGAUUUACCUCCAUAUGAUGAUUUCGAAAGUAUGAGACAAAAAAUGACAUUAGCUGUCGAAGAAACUAUAGGUUUCGGUCAAGAAUAG